Molecule: messenger RNA, 1554 nt
Organism: Verticillium alfalfae VaMs.102
Lineage: Eukaryota; Fungi; Ascomycota; Sordariomycetes; Glomerellales; Plectosphaerellaceae
Exons: 4
Coding region: 1-1554 (517 amino acids)
Source: RefSeq, a predicted model, not a curated record
AUGUCCUCCCCACGGCACAUGUUGCCGCUCGCGGAUCAUGAGAAGUAUCGGGAGAAUAUCCGUGACACGCUCGACGGCAACCUCGUACUUCCGCAUUCAAUUGAGGCGGGCGACCCCUAUUAUAUCGGCGACGUCUACGAUACCACGCCUGCAGAAUGCGUUCAGGAGUGGGAACUAUGCGACAGCAUCAAGCGUCCCUACUUGGAUCACAUCAAGGCCGUGUCGCACGCCUGGCCUCACCUGCGGUAUCUUGCCCACUGGAUGGAGGUGACGACUUCGCCAGUCAAAUGGAGCCACAUCAAAGCAAAGCAGGCCGUGAUCCGCAAGGAGAGGGCCAGCCGUACCAACAUCGCCGUCGUUGACUUUGCGCCCGGCGCUGCCCCCGCCAUUCACACCGCCACGAGUCCCGACGCGCUGUCCAACUCGCUGCGAAAUGCGCCAGUGCAGCCUGACGUCCACCGCUUGUACGUGGUCGAGGACCUGUCGCGCGACGUUGUCGAGACGCUUGGCGCUGCGUUAGAUAUUGAUCCGCUCUUCUUCCGAGAACAGAUCAGCGACUACUGGUGGUACAACACCCGUGACCCAUGGGUCGAGCUGCCCGAUCUGCAAAUCGCCUCGCGGACGCGGCGGUUCUUCCACGUAGGAUAUCUCCAGCCGAGGCAUUUCGACAGUCAAGCUUCGUUCGCCGAGGCUACCAAGGAGGCAGGGCGAUUCAACGUGUUGCGGAGGGCAGACAAUGACAAGAAUCACAAAACAGUCCUUGAUCAACAGGGCGCACUUGUGGCGUUGGUGAGAAGCAAGGCUUCGUUCUGGUGGAAGCCAGCCGAGGGAGAUCGAGGGGCCGUCGGAGUGCUGCUCGUCGACCCGUCUGUCAAGGAAGGGUCACCGCUGUGGGCUGGAUAUCGCAACUUUGAGCCUACGCCGUCCAUAUCAGCUCGCGGCCCUUUCAAAGCACCGCCGAGAACAUCUCUUUUCGAGGCAGUGGUGUAUUGGGUUACCAGGAUGGAGGGGGCUGAGGUGGCACAGAUGGGUGCUGACCCUCGCAUCAUGCUGAGAGGUUUAUCACAGAUCGUCUGCGCCGAGUGGCUGACAGUAAUCCGCUACAUCACCACUCGCCUCGGACAAGUCGAAUGGGAGCUGGAGAAUCCUGACUUUCGUCGCGAUCCCAGUGGCAUCAACUCCAGUUUGGCCAAACUGCAUCCUUGGCGGCGCAGUGUACCAUUGUACAAGACGUUGAUCAAGGAGGCGACAGCCAAGGUAUUCAACAGCAGCAAUGAACGGAUCGUGGCAGUUGCAACAGCAAUCAUAUCGAUCGAGGAGAGUCGGAGGGGGUAUAGCCUGAACCAGGACCUAGGCCGGCUGACCUAUCUAGCCGUCGUUUUCGCACCACUUUCGUUUGUCACAGGCUUCUUUAGCAUGUCAGAGGACGUCUCCUCCUUGAGGGGGACGUACUGGGUAUACUUCUGUGUUGCCCUGCCUGUUACGGUGCUGGCUUUCGUCUUGGUAGACAUGGCGAGGGUGAAGCGAUGGGCAAGGAGAUGGUCUUCGAGGUGA